AUGUCUACUGCAACCACCAACUCUAUCCCUGAUGACCUCUUUAAGAAGGCCAAGACCGGCAAGGGACGGAGAGUACUGGCCGAGAGGGCCUCGAAACUCCAAGAGAAUGAUAAGACGGUUAUGCUACUCCGAGGGCCUCAGGCUGGUCAGGACGUUAAUGCUCUGUUGAAGGACCUAUACGAUAUGCUAAAGCCGAAUGCUGUCAAUCUGAGGAGGAACGAGAGUGUCCAGCCUUUCGAGGAUCCUGGCACGUUGGAAUUCCUUGCGAGGAAAAACGAUGCUAGUCUGUUUAUAUUCGGAUCGAAGACUAAGAAGCGACCAUUCCGAUUAGCUGUUGGCCGAACUUUCGACCACCAACUCUUGGACAUGGAGGAACUGCAUGUAUCCAACUACGUCCCGGCUAGUCAAUUCAAGGGGGCCGAGGCCCCUCGACUGGGUAGCAAGCCCCUAGUUAUCUUCCAGGGUGACGGCUUUGCUAGCGUACCGGACUUGCAGCAUGCUCGCUCCCUGCUAUUGGACGUAUUCAGAGGAUCACAGGCUAAAGCGGUGGCUUUGGACGGUUUGGACCAUGUCGUAGUCUUCACUGCAGUGGAGGACCCUGAGGAAACUGGAUCCCAUCUCAUAUGCUUCAUAGAAGCAGUAGUACAUAGUUGUGUUUGA
This is a messenger RNA of Perkinsus marinus ATCC 50983, 660 nucleotides long. RefSeq names its product Brix domain-containing protein, putative. Gene Ontology annotation, molecular function: rRNA binding. Lineage: Eukaryota; Perkinsozoa; Perkinsida; Perkinsidae. The record is from RefSeq and is a predicted model, not a curated record. Gene Ontology annotation, biological process: maturation of LSU-rRNA from tricistronic rRNA transcript (SSU-rRNA, 5.8S rRNA, LSU-rRNA); ribosomal large subunit assembly. The transcript is spliced from 8 exons. The coding region runs from base 1 to 660 and encodes 219 amino acids. Gene Ontology annotation, cellular component: nucleolus.